AUUUCGUGGUGCAUUGACGCAGUGAACAUAACAGAGUGGCAUGAUUUUGAUAACAAAAGCAGCAGUAUAAUGCUGGCGAAAUGGGAUACCGCUUCCCAAAGAGGACAGGAAUUUCAUAGAAUGACAGAUGCAUUAGCAACCAAUGAGUUGUCAGCCAGCGAGUCAACCAGCAUCGCCUCAGUUCGCUCAACUUCCUCCAACUCUUCGUCCGUCAACCUGACAUCUGUCAACUCCUCCUCUGUUGUUGAGUUGCACUACUUCAACACGACUUUGGUGGUCUCGUCUUCAGGCUCCAAGGCAGCACUGAGGUCGACCAUAGACAAUCUCAAGGCCACAGGUCCCUGUGUGUCUCCAUGUCUGAACGGAGGUCACUGUGUUCAUACGCAGUCAUGUGACUGCAGUUUAUACCAGGCAACAGGAACACACUGCCAAACAGUUCCCAACCUAGGUCUGGAACGAGAGAUGACGUGUCGGUCAUGGGGCCAGUAUAAUUAUGAGACGUUUGACGGGCUGUACUAUCACUUCCCUGGUAAAUGCACCUAUACUCUGCUGAGGGACUGUGAGGACAAUGCCCAGGGCAGCGUUAUCGUGCAGGUUCACAAUGACCCAGAGUGCCGCUCCUCUCCCUACUCCUGCACACGCUCAGUCAGUCUCUUCCUGCCCUGGGAGGGAGAAAUCAGGUUGCACAGGUCCAAGGUGACCUUCAAGGGACAGAGCGUUCAGCUGCCUCACCACAUCCACGACGUGGAGCUCGAGCGGAUCUCGGGCUAUGUCCUGGUGACCCAGCAGCACGGCUUCACCCUGGCCUGGGACGGACACAGUGGCUCGGUCUACGUCAAGCUCAGCCCGGAGUGGGUGGGCCGCGCAUGCGGUCUGUGUGGCAACUUCAACGCAGACUUACAGGACGACCUGAAGACCAGCUACGGUGUGGUGACGGAGGACCUGGCUGUGUUUGGGAACAGCUGGGUGGAGGAGGAGCCCCACCACUCCAGAUGUCCCAUGGUGCUCUCCAUGUACCCCUCACCCUGCUCCUCGCGAGACCCACACAUUUUACUGAAGGUGAAGGAGGUGUGUGCCAUGCUGCUGGAACAACCAUUUACAGCCUGCCAUGAGUUUGUCAGUCCUCUGAGUUACAUGGCCAGCUGCUCCAACGACCUCUGUCUGUCGGGUCCCAGCAGUGAUGAGGUAUGCCAGGUGUUGACAGAGUACGCUCGGGCCUGUGCCCACGCUGACCACCCACUAUUGGACUGGAGGACACACAUACCACAGUGUGCGUUAGUGUGUCCCGCGGAGCUGCAGUACAAGGAGUGUAUCACCUGCUGCCCUGCAACCUGUAACAUGGACCGGAUGUGUAUAGACAGCAAGCUGCAGUGUCUGGACGGUUGCUACUGCCCUGAUGAGCUGAUCUAUGAGGAGGGCAAAUGUGUGAAGGCCUCAGAAUGUCCCUGUGAAUACCAUGGCAUGAUCUACCCCUCUGGACAGAGCGUUCAGGAGGAGUGCAACAACUGCACGUGUAAGGGGGGAGUGUGGAACUGCACAGAAUACAGCUGCCCAGGAGAGUGCUCUGUGACCGGUGACAUGUACUUCCACUCGUUUGAUGGCAGGAUGUUUACCUUCCCAGCAUCCUGUCAGUAUGUCCUGGCAAAGAGUCACAACUCCGGGAAGUUCACUGUAACCAUCCAGAAUGCUCCGUGUGGACCCAAUUUAGACGGGGCUUGCAUCCAAUCAGUGAGCCUGGUCAUAGACGAGGACCCACGCACAGAGAUCACGAUGAGCCACCUAGGAGAAGUCUUCAUGGCAGGACAGUACCGCAUCUCGCUGCCCUAUUCAGACGAGGUGUUCCACAUCCAGGAGCUGUCAUCCAUGUUCCUGCAGGUACGCACCGCUCCGGGUCUCCAUCUGCAGUACAGCUGGAGGGAGUUCCGCCUUUACCUGCAGGUCGAUGAGCUUUGGAAAGGCAACACUGUGGGUCUCUGUGGAACCUUCAAUGGGAACAUCCAAGACGACUUCCUUCUCUUUGACUUCCUGUCUCCCUCCGGCAUGAUCGAGAGCACCCCCCACCUCUUUGGAAACGCCUGGAAGGUGUCAUCUGCCUGUGUUCCCAGCCACAGUGUCCCCCAAAUGGACCCGUGUGACACGCACCAGCAAGCAGCGUCCUAUGCCUCUGAGAUGUGUGACAUUCUGAACCAGGAGUUGUUCUCAUCCUGUCACGGGUACCUGAGUCCGGUGCCGUUCCACCAGCAGUGUUUGUCCGACACCUGUAAGUGUGGCCAGCCGUGCCUCUGCUCCUCCCUGGCCCACUACGCCCGGCACUGCAGGAGAUACUCCGUCAUCAUCCAGUUCCGGGCCAGCGUUCCCGACUGCGCCGUCACGUGCCCAGAGACCAUGGAAUAUGGGACGUGCGUGUCGUCAUGCCAACGUCGGUGCUCCGCCCUGUCCACACAGCAGCACUGUGGGGAGGAGUGUGAGGAGGGUUGCGUGUGUCCACCUGGAACCUUCUACAGCACCCGCACACACACCUGCGUGUCCAGGCACUCGUGUCCCUGUAGUUUCCUGGGAGCGGACUACGCUCCGGGAGAUGUGAUCAUGACGUCGUCAGGUGUACAGCUUUGCCAAGAUGGAAAGCUUGUCUCUCUAAGCUCUGCUGUCGACAAGCAGUGUCCCCUGGGCCAGACGUACGUCGACUGUGUGGAGGGCCUCAGUCCGGGAGGGGGACUGGGCUGUGAACACACCUGCGAGUCCCACCUGCUCAACCUCACCUGUUCAGCUCACGAGCCCUGCGUCCCUGGAUGUGUGUGCCCCCAUGGACUGCUGAAACAUGGCGAUGAGUGUUUUGAACCGGAUGCGUGCCCCUGCCUCUGGAAAGGAAAAGAAUACUAUCCAGGAGACAAAGUUACAUCCCCCUGUCAUCACUGUGUCUGCCAACAUGGUACAUUCCAGUGCGUGUUCCGUCCGUGUCCGUCCAUGUGUACCACCUAUGGAGAUCGCCACUACAGGACAUUCGAUGGUCUGCUUUUUGACUACGUUGGCGCGUGUAAAGUCUACUUGGUUAAGAGCAGUGGUGAUCUGAUGAUGAGCGUGAUGGCAGAGAACGUAGACUGUUACGACAGCGGUGUCAUCUGCAGGAAAUCUCUGCUCAUCAACAUCGGCAGAUCUUUCAUUGCUUUUGACGAUGACAGCGGAAAACCGAACCCAUCCAGUGUGAUGGACCGGAAGCAGGAGGUUUUCAUAUGGAGCGCCGGGUACUUCACUGUGGUCCAUGUUCCAGAGGAGGACCUGACCGUACUCUGGGACCACAAGACCACUGUCCAUAUUCAGGCUGGAGCACGCUGGCAGGGCAAGCUGAGUGGUCUCUGUGGGAACUUUGACCAGCGGACGGUCAAUGAGAUGAGGACCCCUGAGAACAUCGACUCUGCUACUCCCCAGGAGUUCGGAAACAGCUGGACAGCUGCAGAGUGUGUGAACAGCCCCGAUACCAGACACCCCUGCACCCUAAACCCCCUGAGAGAGCCGUUUGCUAAGAGGCAGUGUGGAGUCCUGCUCAGUGAGGUCUUCCAAGUCUGCCACCCGGUGGUGGACGUGACGUGGUUCUACACCAACUGCCUGGCCGAUACGUGUGGCUGUAGUCGCGGCGGAGACUGCGAGUGCUUCUGCACCAGCGUGGCGGCCUAUGCCCACCGAUGCUGCCACCAGGGGGUCGCCGUGGACUGGCGCUCCCCGUCAACCUGCCCCUACGAUUGUGAAUACUACAACAAAGUGCUGGGUAAAGGCCCCUACAGGCUGGUGACAUACCGGGAGAAAAGCGCUGUCCUAGCGGCCAACCGGUCCAGUGGAACAGUGUUCGCCAACAAAGGAGAACCGACCAAAGCCGGGAUCAUGUCCCUCUUCAUGAUGACCCCUGGACUGAGCAGAGCACGUCCACAUGACACAUCGCUGGUGUCAUUCGAGGCUUCAAAAAGACCUAACUACUUCCUGGUGGCGAAUCGCAGUGGCCAUGUUAGGCUGAGCAAGUGGGACGAGAGUGAAGCAUUCUGGGACGCGGCUACGUUCGUCCUGCACCGGGACACUUGGAUCCAGGGUUACGUCUCCCUGGAGGCUUUCACCAGGCCACGCUUCUUCCUCCACUUCACGUCAUCCUGGAUCCACCUCAUGAAGUACAAACACACCGACGGAUUCCGCAAAGCGACACUCUUCAAACUGACCGGCUCUGUGUCGGACAGCCCCACAGGUCCUCGAUGCCAGUGGAGGUAUGAGUCGUGCGUCAGUCCCUGCUUCAGAACAUGCAGUGACCCUUCAAGGACGGCAUGUGUCACCAUUCCAAAAGUGGAGGGAUGUCAGCCUCUGUGUCCAGAUCACAUGGUGUUGGAUGAGGUCACACAGAGAUGUGUCCACACGGAAGACUGCAUUAAGCCACCAGUUGCCGGGCGGCCCAUUACCACCGUCAGCAGCACCGAGUCAACAGCCGCAGCUGUCGCUACGACCGCCAGCAGCCGCCCGGCUAGCCCUGGCCUCGUCACGGCACGCUCCACUGCGUCCCCCGGCCCCCCAGGGGUCCUUGUCACCACCACCCCGACGGACGCGGGCCGUCCCACAUCGGCCACCGCCACCCCCCUUCUGACGACCUCCACCUCCCCGUCUGAAUUGGACGCCCGGACCACCAUGACCGAAGCGGCUCCACCUGUUACCUCUCCGGCCGUGCCGACCCCGGAGACUCCCUCCCACGUCCCUGCUGUAGGACCUGAUGUGGAGGUGGUUGAGGCUGUAUCGGCGGUGGAGACGUCCUCCGUCUUUCCUUCCACUACGGUAGGCCGCGUGGAGAGGACAACCGCGGUCCCAAGCCCUGUGGGCCGCAGCACAGAGAAGACCAGCCAGGUCCCCUUUCCUGUCACCACCUCCAACACCACCUGGCCCCCUUCGUCCACUACAGUGGGGCCCUGGGUGAGCUCCACUGUAGGGCCUACUCAGACCAGCACCCUGCCUACGCUAUCUGUCUUUCCCACCAAGACGACCAUCAGGGUCACCACACUUCCAACAGACACGGUGUCUCCUUUGUUCAGCAUCAGUAGUCCACAGCCUACUGCAGUCACAGAGACAUCCAGAGGCACAGCCAAGACUACAGAUAGAAUCACAACUCCCCUAACCACCCUUUCACUACACACAGAGUCAAGAACCAAGCCUGUCAUCAUUGAAACAACCCAGCGAACAACGACUGUGCCUCUCCCUCUCGGUGUCACGACUACAGUUGCUACCACAGUUUCGUCUCUGCCACCGACGACCCCGUUUCACACCUCAACUGUGACAAAACCACCAGAACCCACUUCAAAACACAUCACAGAGUCAACCUCGCCUGUCAUCCCCUUCACUACAAUCAAAACAACAGCGUCCUUACGCACAGAGACAACACACCCACUGAUUUCCAUGGUUAGCACAGAGAAGAUGGUACACACCUCUACGGAGGUCAGGACGUCCGUAACACAUGUUCCUGAGCCACCGACAACCCCUGUUGUUGACAAGUUGCCAACAUCAACAACGACAUCAACCACACCUAGGCAACUCACUUCGCAGUGGACGGGAAGACCUAAGAAAACAACAAUUUCAGUCACUAUGGCAACGUCAGCACCCUCGGCAACGGCCAGUACCUCCGAAACGACGACCGUUGCCCCACCUGUGAAGUUAACGGACACGGUAACAACGACACCUCGUCCACCAGCGACAUCUUUGGCGUCCACCGAGAAGACAUCCCGGCCUACCAGUGUCGCAACCACAGAAAGAACCAGGACUGAAGGUGUAGACUGGAGACUGACUGCAACCACUACCGCCGGUCCCUCCGCGACACAACCAAUCCCUCCUGAACCAUCCAUCACAACCACCAAACCUCCAGAGGUUCCUGUAACGACCUCCCAGACCACCUUCCCUACUUCUACCUCAGUCUCGACAACCACCAGGGUGAUGGUCCCGACCAUAUGGCCUGUUUCACCGGUGUCACUCACAGGGACUGCUACUGUACCACGACCUGCGACGUCCCAGGCUCCGACCCAAUUGAAGACCACAGAACUUUGGGGUCCGCCGCACCGUGAAUCCCCCUCCACCUCCUCGGUCUUUACGUCUAGUACAGAGAGGGUAACCACACCUGAGAUCUCUGUGAAACCUGAUGUCAGCACAAAACUGGAAGUGUCUCCCCACCAAGUAAUCUCCGCAACUCCCGUCACAGGUCUGCUUCAACCAGUUCCAACAUCUACACAGCCGGUCAUCACCAUGGGUACCUCAGAUACCAUGAUGACCACAGCCAAAACCUCCACCAUGGCCGACACUUCAGCCGUGGUGAUUUCAACUUCCAGGAGCGAAAGACCAGAGAGGCCAGUGACACCAGAACCUCUCACUACUAUGGUCUCCACAACAACUGUCCCACCUCUACCUGGUGUCGAUACCACCACCAUCAGACCUGUGACUAUACGACCUCUAACAGAGACCACCAGGACGCCUCCGGACACAGGGAGGGUGGAAGUAUCCACUGCAACUACACAACAGCCAACAUCUUCCUGGUCUGGUCCAAUAACAACCACCCCCUUCACCUCUACGACCACCCGCCCAGAGCGAGUCACCACCAGGGUGGUCUCCAGCACGACAGCACCCGCCACCACCAGGACCACCCGCCCAGAGAGAGUCACCACCAGGGUGAUCUCCAGCACGACAGCACCCGCCACCACCAGGACCACCCGGCCAAAAACCACAACCCACAGGACAACAACCGGACGGGUUCCCACGACAACGUCCAGAGCCACUGCAACUGUGAGAUCCACCGGCAUACCGCCAAGCACAGACAGGGUAACCAUAGCAAUGAGGCCGACGGUGGUCCCAACCACCAGCGUUCGAGCCACAAUGAAGCCAGUCACCACAGCCAGAACCACUGAAUAUCCAGCAGAUGUCAGCAGCACCGUCUCUACGUCCGAGACAACCACAACCGCAGCUUCCUCUGUGCCCAUCCCAAGCCUGACCGUGGUAACAUUGUCUACUGCGGUCCCCGCAGGCAAGACCACAGUGGCGGAACCAGCUAAGUCCACCACUCCAGUAGAAAGGAUAGAAACAUCCAGCACCAGAGUGACUCCCACAGCCAAGGAGCCAACCACAACUAGGACCCCUGUGCCCGGCCUGGUGACCUCUACAGAGGUCGGAGCAACUCCAGGUGUCAAGCCAAAGGUCACCACAGAGUUUACGCCAGCUGUGCCUGCAACCGCGUCAGUCCCUGCCUUGCCCACUACUGCCACCCCAGCUUCUACUGCAGUGACAGAUGGAGUGGACAGAGUGUCUCCAUAUACCACACCAGAGAGGACUCCGUCGCCAUCACCAGUGUCUCCAUAUACCACACCAGAGAAGACUCCAUCACUGUCACCAGUGUCUCCAUAUACCACACCAGAGAAGACUCCAUCACUGUCACCAGUGUCUCCAUAUACCACACCAGAGAAGACUCCAUCACUGUCACCAGUGUCUCCAUAUACCACACCAGAGAAGACUCCAUCACUGUCACCAGUGUCUCCAUAUACCACACCAGAGAAGACUCCAUCACUGUCACCAGUGUCUCCAUAUACCAAACCAGAGAAGACUCCAUCACUGUCACCAGUGUCUCCAUAUACCACACCAGAGAAGACUCCAUCACUGUCACCAGUGUCUCCAUAUACCACACCAGAGAAGACUCCAUCACUGUCACCAGUGUCUCCAUAUACCACACCAGAGAAGACUCCAUCACUGUCACCAGUGUCUCCAUAUACCACACCAGAGAAGACUCCAUCACUGUCACCAGUGUCUCCAUAUACCACACCAGAGAAGACUCUGUCGCCAUCAUCAGUGUCUCCACAUACCACACCAGAGAAGACUCCGUCGCCAUCAUCAGUGUCUCCACAUACCACACCAGAGAAGACUCCAUCGCCAUCAUCAGUGUCUCCACAUACCACACCAGAGAGUAUAGAACCCCCAGCUAAGGCUACUACCACAAUGGCCGUGUCCUCUACUAGGAUGUGUACUCCUCCUUAUUCAGAGAUGGUAGAUGAGUGUACCAAGAAUAUCUGUGUGAGUGGCCAGCUGGUUAUGUUCAACAAGUCCCAGAACUGUCCGUAUGACGCCACCCCUCCUAACUGCGGUCUGCUCGGCUUUGCCAUCCUGGUCAACGGCGACAAGUGCUGCCCACAGUGGGACUGCCCAUGUCGCUGCUCCGUGUUUCCUGACCUGAACGUGAUCACGUUCGAUGGCAACAGUGUGGCUGUCUAUAAGGCUGCCUCUUACAUCGUGAGCCAGCUCCCAAACGAGACCAUCAGUGUCGUGGUCCAGGAAUGUCCUGCUGCCUCGGACUCGCUGCUGUGGAAUUUCACCAACCUGUGCCUGGUGGCUCUUAACAUCACCCACAAGACCAACCAUGUGAUCAUCAACAGAUUGCAGAGGAGGCUGUAUGUGAACUCAAGGUACGCCAAGCCGCGGUUCAAGAAGUUCGGCUUUGAGGUCUUGGACACAGGCAACAUGUAUCUGAUCCGAACGCCGGCCGGACUGAGCCUGCAGUGGUUCCACAGCACGGGCAUGAUGGUCAUCGAGACGGAGAGCUACGACAACAAACUGCCCACCAUGGGCCUCUGUGGCCACUGCGAUGGCAACCCAGCUAACGACCUGAUGCUGUCCAACGGGACGACGAUCGGGGAAGGCGAGGACCCGGCGCUGUUCAUCGACAGCUGGCAGGUCCCGAACACCACCAGCUACGUCAGCCAGAGCCGGAGACGCGAGGUCAACUGCACCACCAGCGACUGUUCCCGGUGCCUGGACAUGCUCCAGAACACCUCCUUCAGUCCCUGCCAUGCUUUUGUGCCUGUCAGUACCUUCUGCGAGGUGUGGGUGCGUGACGCGGAGUAUGUCAACAACCCGUGUGUAGCGCUUGCAGCCUACGUCGCGUCCUGUCACAAGUUCAACGUUUGCAUCGAGUGGAGGAGCCCGGACUACUGCCCCUUUAUCUGCCCGGAGGAGCUGCGUUACCAGGCCUGCCUCCCAGGUUGUACAGCCCAGUCAUGUUCCAACCAUGACUUUGACUACAACCACGUGCAGUGUUCCGGCCUGACGGAGGGCUGUGUCUGUCCUGAGGGGACCCUGCUGCACCGACCCUAUUCCGCCCUCUGUGUCCCCCAGGAGAAGUGCGCCUGCACGGACAGUUCUGGCGUGCCCCACGCCCACGGUGAGGUGUGGAAGGCCUCAAAAGACGGCUGCUGUAUGUACCGCUGUGACAACGACAGCGUGGUGCCCGUGGAGUACAACUGUUCCGCCGUGCCGCAGCCACUCUGCCGCCGGGCGGGCGAGGUCAUCGUUGGCCUGGCGGACGACGCCUCCUGCUGCCCUCGGAGAGUCUGCGUAUGUAACCAGACCCUGUGUGACGUCUUCCCGCCGGAGUGUCAGUACGGGGAGAAACUGGUGUCGUACUUCAGAGAGGACUCUUGUUGCCCCGACUACGCCUGCGAGUGUGACCCAGAGCGCUGUGAGUUAGACAUCCCAGCUUGUAGGGACGACCAGACCUUGAUUGCUACCAGGGCUGAUGGAAGCUGUUGUCUGGCACAUAUCUGCAUGUGUGCUGCUUGUUCGGAUGUGGUUCCUGAGUGCCAGAAUGGAGAGGUGUUGACGGUGGACUUCAACAGUACAGACCGCUGUUGUCCCAUCUACCACUGUGUUUGUGAGCCAUAUCGGUGCGCUGAAAUCACCUGUCCCUUGGGAAUGUCUGCUGUAUCCAUGUCCACUCCGGAGCGCUGCUGUCCUCAAUACACAUGUGAGUGUGCAUGUGACAAAAUGUCAAGUCCAAAGUGCUCAUUGGGUGAAACCCUGCAGGAGGACAGGGCUUCCCUAGCAGACCCAGUGAACCAGUGUGGCUGUAAGAGAUUCAGUUGUGUGCGUGAGGCAGUUUGUGUGUACGGUGAGCGAGGUGUGAUGCAUCCAGGACAGACCCUGGUGGAGCAUGGUGAGGACGGUGUUUGUCUGACCACUCAGUGCACCCGGAGCCUGGACCAGACCACAGGUUUCCACCGCCUGCGAACCACCACCAGCAACUGCUCUGCCCACUGCCAGCCGAAUCAGAUAUACAUCCCUCCCAAAGACCAGACGUCGUGCUGUGGUGUCUGUAAGAACAUCUCCUGUCUCUACCAAAACAAAAAUGGCACAGCAAUCCUCUACAAGCCGGGGAAGUCGUGGGUGUCUAACUGCACAAAGUAUGAGUGUACAGAUACCCUGUCAGGACCCACCCUGGUCUCAUACUCCUUCAGCUGCCCUCCCUUCAACGAGACAGACUGUAUGAAGAUUGGAGGGACCGUUGUGAGUUACAUGGACGGAUGCUGUAAGACGUGUAAAGAAGACGGGAAGGCCUGUCAGAAGGUGACCGUGAGGAUGACAAUACGGAAGAACGACUGUCGCAGUAACAGACCGGUCAACAUAGUGUCGUGCGACGGGAAGUGUCCGUCGGCCAGUAUUUACAACUACAACAUCAACACGUACGCCAGGUUCUGUAAGUGCUGCCGCGAGAUGGGCCUGCAGAGGCGUUCGGUGCCGCUGUACUGCAACGGGAACUCCACCUGGGUCAGCUACUCCGUACAGGAGCCCACUGACUGCUCCUGCCAAUGGUCAUAGCACACACACUCACACACGCACGCACACACACUCACACACACACACACACAUCUUGCUGAAAGUCUACUACUGUAUGUGAAUGGAUGAAGGGACAGCGUGUGUAGCUGGGCGUGGUUUAGCGGCUUUGGGGGCUGCAGGUUACGGGGAUUAAAAUGUAGAAUACCGUGAUGGCCUCUAGACAUGCUGAAGUAGAAGCUGUGGACGGCCCUGCUGCAAGGCGCCGCUCCGGUAUGUUUUCCCUUUACAGUUUCUCACUCAGCCUCCCUUAUUACUGUAACUCAGACGUUCUCUGAGGGUCCGGUCAGACGUCACACGGCUCGGUGGACCCGGAGCCCCUAGGAACACCUCAGAAAGGAAAUAACACAGAGUUAAAAAAAAAAAGAAAAGAAGGAGAUAUCAGUUCAGAGUGGACUGUCUGUGUGCAUUUCACAGGCUGUUACUGUUUGUAUACCUCAGUGGUCGUGCUUUCAGAGUUGUUGCUGCAUCACCUUGUAAGUCAUCAAAAUAAUUAGAAACAUUAUUUUUUUAAUUUGCAAAUGGCACUAACAGUACAAAGCUUCAGUACCGAAUUCAACUGCAGAAUGCAUUUUUCUGAAAACACAGAACGUUCAACACUAAUAUUAUAAGCACACACAAAGUAAUCGCAGCUUCUUUAGAGUAGUAUGCCCAGCUCUUCUUCAGUAGAGUAGUAUGCCCAGCUCUUCUUCAGUAGAGUAGUAUGCCCAGCUCUUCUUCAGUAGAGUAGUAUGAGCAACUCUGUAGCCAUGUAGUGGAUUGACAUUUGUAGCCCAAUUUCUGCUAUGCAAAAAACAUAAUCACCACAAAUCAGCCUCGGAUUUUCUAACUUCACCCAAUCCAGCAGCAUUGCUGUUUUGAAUAUCUGACUGCAUUCUGCUGGUCCAUGCAUACAGAGUUCAUCAGUCAGGCUUUACUCUAAGCCAGUCCCAUUGUAUUUUUGCAUAGGUAAGAUAUGAGUCUAGUGACCAACAAACAUUGAGUUGUGCCUUGUUUGUACAUAAGUAAAUUCCCUUUCUUUUGUGCUUUUUGUUGAAAUACAUAUUUUUUACAUUUAAAAAUCACAUUUAGAUGUUCAACUUUUAGCGAUGUAACACUUCAGUAUGCUGUAUAUCAAGUGAUAUAAGAUAAGCCUAAUGUAACCAUGCUAGCGGUGUUGAUGAAUAAUUACAAAUCAAGCUGUAUGUCGAGCACUUUAUUUAUUUAUUUCUAUACAACCUAGCACAGCAUUUGUUACUUUGAUUUUGAUGAUUUUGUGAACACAAGUCAAAGCAUUUGGCUCUGAUUUUGGACCCCUAGCCAACUCCAAAGACUGUUUGGUUGUAGACAAUAAUACAACUUUCAUUCUGGGACAGUUAAAGAAUGUAAAAAAAUAAAAAAAGUUACAAGUUUAAUGAGUGGUAAGAAUGUCGUUUUGGAAAUCACUUACGUGAAAAUACAGUUUUGUUUUGACAGUAAUUUUAUCAUUUAAUUGUGUAAAAAAAAGUUUUGUCUUCACAGCUGACUAAAAUGUCAAUGGAAUGGUUGGUGUGUAAUAAUUUAAGGGCUGUGAUUGGUUUGCUUAAGUUUCAAAUGUCUUUUUUAUUUUAUUUUGCUAUUUCCGGGGAUAUCAAACAAUGGCCACAGGUUAGCGCAGAGAGACUCAACGUGUACCAUACUAAUGUACAUUCGCAUUUUCAAUAAAUAUUUC
Messenger RNA from Esox lucius (northern pike), 12346 nucleotides. It is a transcript of the gene otog, whose product is annotated as otogelin. Gene Ontology annotation, cellular component: extracellular matrix. Gene Ontology annotation, biological process: L-arabinose metabolic process. Lineage: Eukaryota; Metazoa; Chordata; Actinopteri; Esociformes; Esocidae. The coding region runs from base 70 to 10641 and encodes 3523 amino acids. Gene Ontology annotation, molecular function: protein binding; alpha-L-arabinofuranosidase activity. The record is from RefSeq and is a predicted model, not a curated record. The transcript is spliced from 57 exons.